GUUUUGCGGAAGACUAAGGGAGGAGUUUCGUAAAAUGUGUGUUAGUUGGGUUAUUUGACAGUCACUGACAGAAAACCGGAGUCCAUCAGCUCAGUGGCCGUUUAUGGACCAUCCCUAUGAAGAAACAAGGUUACAAUGGGACAGAGUACCUCGGAACAAGAGGUCCAAACAGACGACCCCGAGGUCGAGUUUGAUGAAAUCAAGACAUUUGUGGAGGAGGAACUUCAGACCAGCAUGAUGAUGGGGAUUUUAAUUGGCGCUGGUGUUGCCAUAGUCCUCAUUGCCAUUCUCAUCUUCUUCAUCCUGCGAAGGAUCCAACUUCGAAACCUAGAAGCACAGGAGGCUCCCAAGUACCGCUUUCGAAAGAGGGACAAAGUCAUGUUCUAUGGGCGAAAGAUCAUGCGUAAAGUCUCCCAGUCUACCUCUUCCCUGGUGGGUACUUCCUCCUCCUCUAGGCCACGCCUGAAAAAGAAGCAGAAGAUGCUCAACAUUGCCAAAAAGAUUCUGCGCUUUAAGAAGGAAGUGCCUACUCUGCAGGCGAAAGAACCCCCUCCCUCUGUACUGGAGGCAGACCUUACAGAGUUUGAUGUGGCCAACUCUCACCUUCCGUCUGAGGUGCUGUACAUGCUGAAAAAUGUCCGAGUGCUGGGCCAUUUUGAGAAGCCCCUCUUCCUGGAGUUGUGCAAGCACAUGGUGUUUGUGCAGUUCCAACAAGGGGAGUACGUCUUCAGGCCAGGCCAGCCGGACAGCAGCAUCUACGUGGUUCAAGAUGGAAAACUAGAAUUGUGCCUUACAGGAGUGGAUGGCAAAGAAAGUGUGGUGAAGGAGGUUUUCCCAGGAGACAGUGUGCACAGCCUCCUCAGCAUCCUGGAUGUCAUCACAGGCCACCAGAAGCCUUACAGAACAGUGUCAGCACGGGCUGCUGAGGUUUCUACUGUUCUGCGUUUGCCAGUAGAGGCCUUCCUCUCUAUAUUUGAGAAGUACCCUGAGAGCCUGGUGCGGGUAGUACAGAUUAUUAUGGUUCGUCUCCAAAGAGUAACAGUCUUAGCCCUGCAUAACUACCUGGGCCUUACAAAUGAGCUCUUUAGUCAUGAAUUGCAUCCCUCACGUCAGCCGCCUCCUUCUCCCCACCCAACCCGCACCAGUCCCAUCCGCCACGGCAAGCGCUUUGGCAGCUUGACAGUGCCUGAGGAGUAUCGAGAAGCUGCCAUAAAAGGUGAUAUGGCAGGAGAUCAAGGGAAAGAUGGAGCAACUCUUAGCAGGACCAUCUCCAUGCCUGUAGAUAUUGCUGGUAUGCAGAAAAGUCUGAAAUCAGACUUUGACAUGGCAUAUGAAAGGGGACGGAUCUCUGUUUCUGCAGAAGACGGCAGCACUCCACCUAACUUUACUCGGUCUGUUUCCCAGGAUCAGAGGGAGAGGAAGGUGACGGUGGAUGAGGUUCCCUCAGGGAUUUACCUGUAUCCAGAGGAAGAGGCAGGAGUGGAUAAUAUUUUCACAACUGUAUCCUGUCGCUCUAGUUCAGCAUUGUUUGAAGAAGCUCAGAAGGAGGUCCUAAAGCUCAUGAGAAUUGAGGACCCUUCUCUGUUAAAUGGAAGAGUUACUUUACAUCAUGCCAAAGCUGGGGCAGUCCUGGCAAGGCAAGGAGACCAGGACGUGAGUCUACACUUCGUUCUGUCCGGUUGCCUGCAUGUGUACCAGCGGAUGAUAAACAAGCAAGAAGCCGUUUGCCUGUUUGUGACCCACCCAGGGGAGAUGGUGGGACAGCUCGCUGUGCUCACGGGAGAACCCCUCAUUUUCACCAUCAAGGCCAUACGAGACUGCACUUACCUCAAGAUAUCAAAAUCUGAUUUCUAUGAGAUUAUGAGAGAGCAGCCCAGCGUGGUGUUGAGUGCAGCUCACACUGUGGCCAUCAGGAUGUCACCAUUUGUUAGGCAGAUGGACUUUGCUAUUGACUGGAUGGCUGUAGAGGCGGGUAGAGCCCUGUACAGACAAGAUGACCAGUCAGACUGCACCUACAUUGUCCUGAAUGGACGUCUGCGCUCAGUCAUUCGCAAGGCCAAUGGCAAGAAAGAACUAGUUGGGGAAUAUGGACGAGGAGACCUCAUUGGAGUGGUGGAAGCAUUGACCAAACAACCGAGAGCCACCACUGUGCACGCUGUAAGAGACACAGAACUGGUCAAGUUGCCUGAGGGAACGCUGAACAACAUCAAGAGAAGAUAUCCUCAGGUGGUGACGAGGUUGAUCCAUUUAUUGGGCCAGAAAAUUCUGGGGAACCUCCAGCAGGGUCGAGGGCCAUUCUCAGGCUCAACUCUCAGUUUGCCGAGUAUGACCACCAGUGCUGAUGUAACAAACCCCGCCAGCAACCUCUCUACUGUGGCUGUGUUACCCGUAUGUGAUGAGGUGCCAAUCAAUGCAUUCAACCUGGAGCUCAGCCAUGCCCUCAGUGCCAUUGGGCCCACACUGUUAUUGACCAGUGACAUCAUCAGAGAGCGACUUGGUGCAUCUGCUUUGGACAGCAUCCAGGAGUACCGUCUGUCAGGCUGGUUGGCACAGCAAGAGGACAUAAAUCGAAUAGUCUUGUACCAGACUGACAACACCAUGACUCCAUGGACUCAGCGCUGUAUUCGUCAGGCAGAUUGCAUUCUUAUCGUUGGCUUGGGAGACCAGGAACCUACCCUUGGAGAGUUGGAGCAAAUGCUGGAGAACACAGCAGUCCGGGCACUGAAACAGCUGAUCCUUCUACACAGAGAGGAUGGUCCAGGCCCUUCCAGGACUGUAGAGUGGCUCAACAUGCGUAGCUGGUGCUCAGGUCAUCUCCACCUAAAGUGUCCUCGCAGGGUCUUUUCCAGACGCAGCCCCAGUAAACUGAGGGAAGUUUAUGAAAAGGUUUUUGAGAAAACAGCAGAUAGGCACAGUGACUUCUCUCGGCUGGCGCGAGUGCUGACCGGAAACAGUAUAGCUCUGGUGUUGGGAGGAGGUGGAGCAAGAGGUUGUUCUCAUGUGGGUGUAAUUAAAGCUAUGGAGGAAGCGGGGAUUCCCAUUGACAUUGUCGGAGGCACCUCCAUUGGCUCAUUCAUUGGUGCACUGUAUGCUGAAGAGAGAAGUGCCGUCAGAACCAAGCAGAGAGCCAGAGAAUGGUCCAAGGCAAUGAACUCCGUAUUCAAAACAGUCCUUGACCUGACCUAUCCCAUCACCUCCAUGUUCUCUGGUUCUGCCUUCAACACAAGCAUCUACAAAGUGUUUCAGGACAAGCAAGCGGAGGACUUGUGGCUGCCGUACUUCAACGUCACUACUGACAUCACGGCGUCAGCCAUGCGCGUUCACCAGGAUGGUUGCGUCUGGCGGUAUGUUAGAGCCAGCGCCUCCUACACCCCCUAUUUACCUCCCCUGUGUGACCCCAAGGAUGGCCACUUGCUUGUGGAUGGUUGCUAUGUUAACAAUGUCCCAGCGGACAUUGCGAGGAACAUGGGCGCCAAAACGGUCAUCGCCAUUGAUGUGGGCAGCCAGGACGAGACAGACCUCUGUAACUAUGGCGACUGCCUGUCUGGCUGGUGGUUGCUGUGGAAACGAAUCAAUCCCUGGGCUGAAAAAGUCAAGGUGCCAGACAUGGCGGAGAUCCAGUCUCGACUGGCCUAUGUGUCUUGUGUGCGGCAGUUAGAGGUGGUCAAGAAGAGUGCUUAUUGCGAGUACAUUAGACCACCCAUUGAUCGUUUCAAGACCAUGGACUUCGGCAAGUUUGACGAAAUUUAUGAUGUGGGCUUCCAGCACGGCAAGCUUGUGUUCACUGGCUGGGCUCGAGGUGACAUCAUUGAUAACAUGCUGAAGGACCACAGAUCGGCUGACUACAACGACAGCAAAAGAGUUGAUUCAUGCACAUGUCAAGGAGCUGAUUUCACGGACCUUGCAGAGAUUGUGUCCAGAAUAGAGCCAGUCCAAAACUAUGUUUCUGCUGAGGCGGAAGAGUCAGACUGUCUGACGGAGUAUGAAGAGGAUGGGAUGGACACUGUGAGAGAGGAGGAAGGACAGGAGGAGGAAGAAGAGCCAGAGGACCCAGACGACCAGUCCCCUGGAGAGUGGGGACAGAAUGGAGUCUUCCAGACUGAUGAGGAGAAAUCUGUGAGGCAGCGUCGGAAACUCACCAGUGACACUUCUGAAGUCUCUGACUGCUGACAGACAAGAUUAAGGGCCAAAAAAAGAAGAACAUGGACAAAGUGUUCAAUUCCAGAUGCUUCUGGAAAUACUGUUUUUUUUUUUUUUUUAAAUUGAACCCAUCGACUAAGCAGUCUCAACAUCUGUGAGUAAACAGGAAGUGGCUUUCUCUCCCACAAGGAGCUUAUUCUUCAAAGGUGGAUUCCCAUCUUGUGCCCUCUCACCCCAUUUGCUCAUCAGAGGAGGAACUUGCAUGCCACUUGAAUUUUUGGCUUUGCAAUGGCCGCCAGAAAGACACUUCAAUGCAUGCCUCCUGUGUAUUCAUAAACACUGUGUGUGUGUGUGUGUGUGCGCGCGUGUGCGUGUGCGUGCGCGUGCGUCUGCGUCUGCGCGUCCAUGAUGACUGAAUGUUGAACUAUAGUAGCAGGACACUGGAAGAUGGACAAGCUUCAGGAGCAAUGAAUGCUAAUGGAAGUCAAGUCAAGAGGCCAUACUGGAAAUCAGGACAAGUAAAAUGCUGAGCUGUGAGAAGCUAAAGAUGUAAAAGGGACUUUAGAAUGUUUUAAAAUUAGACUUUAAGGACGUUAAAACAGAGGAAAUGGACCAGUAAGUUGUAAUUUUAACUUAAUUCAAACUAACGCACAAUAGCAGAUUGUGAUACUGUCGGUCUCGUGUCAAACUCAGACCCGGGGGUCAAAUCUGGCCGGCGCUGCAAUUUCAUCCGGCCCGCGGAACCAUUUAGAAAAUAGCAUUGAGUUGGCCCGCCUCACGGCCCUUAUCAAAAUGAGUGCUUACAGCGAUCUGCGCAACUAAGAAACUCCUCCGAUAUAAACUACUCCUCUGGCAUUCUAAAAGUGGAAAUAAUAUUGUAUACAGGGUUCCCUCGCUACAUCGUGGUUCACCUUUUGUGGAGUCACAAUUUUGCAGAUUUUUUAAAGUGCAAUUUUGACCCCUUUUUUUUAAUUAUUUUUUUUUUACAGCGAAUGAACGAACGCGCAUUGUGUUCUGCGUCCUUGUGGUGUGUGGGAGUGAUCUAUUGGUGCUCUGCUGCGUGUUGUCUGUUAUUGUGUUUACUACUGCUACCAGUAGAGGGUGUUGUAUACUCACGUGAGAGUUGAAGACGUGUCCAGACAUGUCCCGUUCGUCUCAGUAAAUAUAGAGCCACAACAGUCCUGAUAGGCUAAGGGAGAAUUGUAUACUUGUAUACUCAUUGUACACUGCGUACUGAUUGGCUGUAGACCAUUGUCAAUCGAUCUCCUUCGUGCAGGACUGCCUGUUUCUCCUGUGAUCAUACAUGCUGAAUGAAGGCAGACGUUACGCAGCUGUAAGGUACCUGGAAUACUGUAAAUGAAUCUUCGGCUCAUGGAGGACGACGAGGAGGAAUAUGUUUUGACAAGGAUACAAAAACGCUACAGCCCAACUGCACCAGGACAAGCCACGAUCAGAGGAGUGAAUACGUGCGAGUUUUGGCCCCCUGUGCGAUUGACACCCCUGCUGUAGGUAGUUGGUAAUGAAGAGGAGAUGGAGAGUAUGUGAUGGACUUUUGGAAUGAAUGAGGUGUUUCUAGUAAUCCAAGUAGUUCAGAUGACACAGAGUGUCAAACUUUGGCCAGUGUUUUAUCCCUAAUCCCCUUUGUCGCUACGCAGGGUUUCCUGAUAAUACACGAUGACGACAAAGAAUCCUUCACAUGGAGAUGCUCGUAUUCCUAACACACUGUACAGUAUCACAACCACAUGUUGACGUUAUGAGCUCACAGACUCCGCACAAACACCCCAAGCAAAGGUCACCUCAUGUACCUGAAUGAAUAUAUGGACCGUUUUAUACGAGGUUGACAUUGCUUAGCUUCACAACAAAGAAACCUUCAUCGAAACAAAAGUGGUCUUUAACUUUAAUUGUACUGUUUGUCUUUUUUUGCCAGGUCUUUAAUUUAUAUCUAUACACUACUUGAUUUUUGUAUUAAUUUUUUGUGUGCAUGUACAGUAUAUUUUAUUAAUUUGUGGUGUUUUUUAAUUUUUUUUAAAUUUUGCUUAAAUAUGGUCUGUACGGAAAUAUUGCAAGCACUCCUUGCUCAUAAGAUUCUAAUUUAUCAUCUGAGAACAUAAUUAAUUUAAUAUGUACACUAAUAAAUAUAUGCAUAAUGCCACAUUG
Molecule: messenger RNA, 6297 nt
Organism: Dunckerocampus dactyliophorus (ringed pipefish)
Lineage: Eukaryota; Metazoa; Chordata; Actinopteri; Syngnathiformes; Syngnathidae
Gene: pnpla6
Product: patatin-like phospholipase domain containing 6
Exons: 36
Coding region: 136-4170 (1344 amino acids)
Biological process (GO): phosphatidylcholine metabolic process
Cellular component (GO): endoplasmic reticulum
Molecular function (GO): phosphatidylcholine lysophospholipase A1 activity
Source: RefSeq, a predicted model, not a curated record